Trichomonas vaginalis G3 is the source of this 1305-nucleotide messenger RNA. RefSeq names its product SH3-domain family. NCBI's taxonomy places the organism in Eukaryota, Parabasalia, Trichomonadida, Trichomonadidae. The transcript has a single exon. The record is from RefSeq and is a predicted model, not a curated record. Bases 1 to 1305 code for a protein of 434 amino acids. Gene Ontology annotation, molecular function: protein binding.
AUGGAAAUCUAUGAUCUUCAGAAUAUUCAAUUCGAAGAGCUGGCGCAAGAACUGGAAUAUACUGUCGACCUUGAGAGAGCAAUGAUCCUCAAAACCGAGGAAAUUCCAAAAAUAUUAGACUUUUUAUACGUUAACUACUCAAAAUACAUCAAUGAUACAUCAAAUGUUAUUUACACGUCCCUAAACAAGCCCAUUGGGCUGAACGCCAGAAAGCCAAAAGCGUCCUUUAACCAGCUAUCUUCAUAUCAAAGGUUAUCUGAAAUUUUUUCGGAAGUAGCAACGCAAAUCAGUUUGAUGUUAAAAGAAAUCAAAGAAUAUUUAAUGCCAAAACUUAACUUUUGCAUUGAAUACGCGACGAAAACAACCGAAGAAAUUUUCACUUCCUCAAAAGAGCUCGAAAAACUCUACCAAGAAACUAGGGCAGGAAUUGUUUCUAAUUACGCAUCACUAAACUCCCUUGCCAAAGACAUUGUUACGUAUAAGAAAAAGAAUGAUACUGCAAAGUUGCAACAUAUCACAUAUCAAUACAUGAACAAGCUCAAAGUCUCUAAAGUCAUGUCAAGGAACCUCAACUACCAAUUUAGCCAUUACGACAAGUUCGCAAAGACAUCAAUUAAAAAAUUGAGAGAAUUGGACAUGGCAAGAGCCCAAAUCUACUUAGAUUUCAUUCUUAAAUUAUCGGACAUAUACACCGAUUCAUCUCUUAAUUACUUAAGAGUAUUUGCUGAAAUGGAAAAGAAAUAUACGAAAUAUGCCAAACUUUUCUCAGGAGAAAAAUAUUUGGAAGGAUUUAUUGCUAUGCAUGGCAUUUUCCGGACAAACUUAUCUGAUGUUGCAUUUUAUCCACCACCGAAUCCGUUUACAGAGGAUCACGACUUCAUCAUGCGCCCAACGCAUAUCGAUGUGCCACCUGUAGACUAUCCUCUCUUCGUUGGAAAAGCGAUUUACGAUUUUGAUUCGCGUAACAUCAAUGAAGUUUCUAUUAGAAUAGGCGAAACGAUCUAUCUCUAUGAGAAACCAUUCGGAAAUUGGGUUCUUGCCUCGCACAAUAAAGUAUUUCCAGAAGGAUUUGUUCCAACAGCAGCAAUUACGACCAUUUAUACAAAAAUGGGAAUAACAAUGGAGACAAAGGUCGAAAACGGAGAAUAUCUCGGAAUUUAUCCAACUGCUCAUUUCAUCAUCGAAAAAGAUGACGGAGAAAACUAUAUUGUUAGGAAUAUAGAUAACAAAGUUGGUAAAGUUAAGAAGACAGAUAUUCUUGUUGAUGAGAAAUUCUUAUUUAUUGUAAAUUUUCAUGCGGAAUAA